This is a messenger RNA of Pimephales promelas (fathead minnow), 2573 nucleotides long. RefSeq names its product 5-hydroxytryptamine (serotonin) receptor 2B, G protein-coupled (gene htr2b). Gene Ontology annotation, cellular component: plasma membrane; dendrite. Lineage: Eukaryota; Metazoa; Chordata; Actinopteri; Cypriniformes; Leuciscidae. Gene Ontology annotation, biological process: smooth muscle contraction; vasoconstriction; heart development. The record is from RefSeq and is a predicted model, not a curated record. Gene Ontology annotation, molecular function: neurotransmitter receptor activity; G protein-coupled serotonin receptor activity.
GAUCACUGGAUCCGCCCUGGCGUCGACAUCCAUCAGGUUCUCCAGGUCUAACAUGUGAGCGAGAGAGGGAGGGAGAAGCAGAGCGAGUCGUAAACACACACACACACACACACAGAGAGAGAGCGAGAGAGGCAGGGUUAGAGGACGUGUGGAAGUUUUAGACCGGUGAUCAUGAUAGGUGAUGCAGAGAAGAUCUGGGGAUUCGUCCAGCUCCUCAACAACAGGGAAAUUCCUCAGCAUGAAGCCGAAAAGUGAGAUGAUAUCUGGAUCUUUUCCCACAGAGAUUUGGACAACCUGAUGUUUUGCUUGUACUUUUUUUGGGUGCACAUAUAAAAGGACGAUAAGUCACAAUCUGAGGGGCGUUUAGUGCACUUGUUUCACUUGCUUAAAAGACAAUGAAUAAUACAGAAUUAAGCUGAUGACUUGAGGAAACACACCGCUUUGGGUUCACGAAGUAUAAAAGCACAGAGACAGAACAAAGACGGGCAAUACCUCAUCUACCAUGUGACUACUCAACAGGAGAUGAUAAUUAACAAUUUGGAGGGGAAUACUUUGGAAACUCAUUUUCUCAAUAAAUUGAAAUUUGCGAGCGAACCGAAGACGAGCACCGUUUGAACUGAAGGCGUCUGAUCGGAGGGAGUCUGUGACAAUGCUGGACGAGCCCACGGAAAGAACAAAAGCUCAGUUUCACGCAGCAGAAUGGCUAUCUCUAGUGUCUCCAACCAAACGGGGAGCGAGGACUGGGAUUUCCACGAGCCUGGAGAACAACUGCGCUGGGCCGCACUGCUCAUUCUCCUGGUCAUUUUUCCCACCAUUGGUGGAAACAUCCUGGUCAUUCUGGCAGUGUCACUGGAGAGGAAACUGCAGAACGCCACUAACUUCUUCCUGAUGUCUCUGGCUGUGGCCGAUCUACUGGUGGGAUUGCUAGUGAUGCCCAUCGCUCUGGUGACCGUGCUUUUCCACUCCAGAUGGCCCCUUCCAGACUUCCUGUGCCCUAUCUGGCUGUUUCUGGACGUCUUGUUCUCCACAGCGUCCAUCAUGCACCUGUGCGCCAUCUCCCUCGACCGCUACAUAGCGAUCAAGAAGCCAAUCCAGCACAGCCAGUUCAAGUCCAGAGCUAAAGCGUUGGCGAAAAUCGCACUUGUCUGGCUAAUCUCUAUAGGUAUUGCAAUACCAAUUCCAAUCAAAGGGCUACAAGUCUUCGAUCAUCCAAACAACAUCACCUUCAACAACAACCACACCUGCUUGUUGUCUCCAGAGGGCUUUGGGGACUUCAAGGUGUAUGGGUCUUUGACUGCUUUCUUUAUACCCCUCACAAUUAUGAUGAUCAUCUACUUGCUGACAAUCCAAGUCCUACGCAAGAAGGCUGAUCUUUUGAGGUCGAGAGCUAGGAGGCCCACCGUUUCCACUGUCUUCCAGCAGGAAUUGCCGGGACUCUCUUCACCGGAGAAAGUGGCCAUAGCAAAUGGAAUAAAAAGGGACCGAACACUGAGCCCUGCCACAGGGGAUGAGGUUCCUCUCCGCAGGAUGUCCACAAUAGGGAAGAGGUCCAUGCAAAACUUGACUAAUGAACAAAGGGCAUCAAAGGUUCUGGGAAUUGUAUUCAUGUUGUUUGUUGUGAUGUGGUGUCCUUUCUUCAUUACUAAUGUGACUUCUGUACUCUGUCAAGGGUGCAACGGUAUUCUAGUGGAACACUUGUUGGAUAUCUUUCAAUGGGUGGGAUAUGUUUCAUCGGGCAUCAACCCUCUGGUUUAUACGCUGUUUAAUAGGACGUUCAGGCAGGCAUUUAGGCGCUACAUCACCUGUAACUACAGACGUGUGAGGACUCCAAAAAUGCAACGGAGAAGCAGAAUUGCUUUUCGGUCACCAGUGACGGAAAACUCUAAACGGUUUAUGAAACACGGUAUGAAAAACGGCAUUAGCCCAGUAAGCUAUCAAAGUCCUCUCCGGCGUCGGCCCACGAAUCUGCAGACCUCCGCAAAUAUCACGCUGGACACGUUGCUUCUGGCGGAGAAUGAAGACUGCAAACCUGACGAACACGUAAGUCAAGUGUAGUGUAUAUGACACCAUUCAGAAAAGACAAGAUGGAGACUUGCCAUAGUGUUUCAGUGGCAUAAAAACGACAAGUCCUCAUGGGAACCAAUUGGUAGCAUUGUAGCCAAUACAAUACUCCACCUUUAAACCUUGGAUUGGGGGAUGUAAGAUGAAUGUCUGAGAACCACCAAGACACAACAAAGCUUUUGCGUGAGAAAAUAUGGGCAGCCUAAUAAUUGGCGGUACUGUGUAAACAAACAGUACUUGGGGGCAAAAACUUUGGUUGACAGGGUCUACAAUGUGACGCCAAAAAAAGACAUCUUAAUAAAGAUAAGCACAAAUAGCGCAUUUAAAUCACCUCCACUUACCUUCUGUAAAAAUAUGCCUUACUGAAUUAUCGCAGGACUUCUUUAUUUCUGUAGACUGAUCUUGAAUCAAAAACAAGUGCUCUUGUAAAUGUAAGAAAGAAUUAUCUGUAAAUACUGACAUUUCUGAAGAUUUAUGGAACUAUUGCCAAAUAAACUUUUUUUUCCAGAUAA